Drosophila albomicans is the source of this 1151-nucleotide messenger RNA. RefSeq names its product inositol oxygenase. Gene Ontology annotation, cellular component: cytoplasm. Gene Ontology annotation, molecular function: iron ion binding; inositol oxygenase activity. Gene Ontology annotation, biological process: inositol catabolic process. Bases 101 to 979 code for a protein of 292 amino acids. The record is from RefSeq and is a predicted model, not a curated record. The transcript has 4 exons. Lineage: Eukaryota; Metazoa; Arthropoda; Insecta; Diptera; Drosophilidae.
ACGCUAACGAUUCAAUAUCAUCUCGUACAGCCAGCCGAGCAGUACUUCCAACACAAUUCCCUAUACUUACUUUUUUCUUUUUGAAAUUAAAAAUCCUAAAAUGAGAAUCCUUGAGGAGCAUCAAGUCCAUUUGCUGGAUCCUUCGGAGCUGAUGCGGCCAGAGCCCACGUUUGCCGACAAGAAUCCUUCCAAGUUCCGUGACUACAGCGUGGAUACCGAGGAUCCACUAAAGGAACGGGUUCGCCGCACCUACCGUCAGAUGCAUUUGAAUCAAACCGUCGACUUUGUCAAUGGACGUCGUGCACGCUGGCUGAAAUUCAACACAAUCAAGAUGACCGUGCGUCAGGCGCUAGAGAAGCUCAACGAUCUUGUCGACGAAUCGGAUCCCGAUCUCGAUUUGCCCAACAUCAUACAUGCCUUCCAGGCUGCGGAACGUGCACGCGCCGAGUUCCCCCAGCACGAUUGGCUGCACUUGACCGCCCUCAUUCACGAUCUCGGCAAGAUUAUGGCCUUCUACGAUGAGCCACAAUGGGCCGUCGUUGGCGACACCUUCGCCGUGGGUUGCCGUUGGGGCGAUAGCAUUGUCUAUCGCGACGAAAGCUUCGAGGGCAAUCCCGAUGGCGAGAAUCCCAAGUACAAUACCGAAUACGGCAUGUAUAAGCCCAACUGUGGUGUGGACAACUUGCUAAUGUCGUGGGGACACGAUGAGUACAUGUACUCGGUGCUCAAGCACAACAAGACCAAGCUACCCGAUGUGGCAUGCAACAUCAUACGCUUCCAUUCCUUCUAUCCGUGGCACAACGGCGGCGACUACAAGCACCUGGAGGCUCCCAAGGAUGAGGAGACCAAGAAAUGGGUGCUAAUCUUCAAUCGCUACGAUCUGUACACUAAGAGCGAGGUUGUACCUGAUAUUGAUGCUUUGUGGCCUUACUACCAGACCCUGAUUGACAAGUAUCUCCCCGGUGUUCUGGAGUUUUAAAUACACUAAUCCAUUAUAUAUAUACACAUAUACAAUCAUAAACUAUAUACAGACUUAUACUCGUAUCGUAACAUACUAUAAUACCUUACAAACUGUUCCCUACUGUCCCUAUAUCAGAACUGUAUGCUAUAUCUACUAUAUAAAUAUAUACAAAUAUUUCACAAAACUAAAA